Messenger RNA from Phodopus roborovskii (desert hamster), 3263 nucleotides. RefSeq names its product aldehyde dehydrogenase 4 family member A1 (gene Aldh4a1). The transcript has 15 exons. The record is from RefSeq and is a predicted model, not a curated record. The coding region runs from base 56 to 1714 and encodes 552 amino acids. Gene Ontology annotation, molecular function: L-glutamate gamma-semialdehyde dehydrogenase (NAD+) activity. NCBI's taxonomy places the organism in Eukaryota, Metazoa, Chordata, Mammalia, Rodentia, Cricetidae.
GCACGGGACCCUCAGGCUUUACUAGAUUCUCUUCCUGCCUUCACUGCGCGGAGCCAUGCUUUCCCACGUCUGGAGGAGGGCAGGGCUGCGCUGGAAGCACACCUCCUCUCUGAAAGUGGUCAAUGAGCCCAUCUUAGCGUUCACUCAGGGCAGCCCCGAGCGGGAUGCGCUCCAGAAGGCUCUGAGGGACCUGAAGGGCCAGACAGAAGCCAUCCCCUGUGUUGUCGGGGACGAGGAGGUGUGGACUUCGGAUGUGCAGUACCAGCUGUCGCCCUUUAACCAUGGACACAAGGUGGCCAAGUUCUGUUAUGCGGACAAGGCCUUACUCAACAAAGCCAUUGAAGCUGCCUUGGCUGCCAGGAAGGAGUGGGACCUGAAGCCCGUGGCAGACCGGGCCCAGAUCUUUCUGAAGGCAGCAGAUAUGCUUAGCGGGCCACGAAGGGCUGAGGUCCUUGCCAAGACCAUGGUAGGACAGGGAAAGACGGUGAUCCAAGCGGAGAUCGAUGCUGCCGCAGAGCUCAUUGACUUCUUUCGGUUCAAUGCCAAGUUCGCCACGGAGCUGGAGGGGGAACAGCCCAUCAGCGUGCCACCCAGCACCAACCACGUGGUGUACCGGGGGCUGGAGGGCUUUGUGGCAGCUAUCUCACCCUUCAACUUCACCGCAAUCGGGGGCAACCUGGCGGGUGCACCGGCCUUAAUGGGCAAUGUGGUCCUGUGGAAGCCCAGUGAUACUGCCAUGCUGGCUAGCUAUGCUGUCUACCGCAUUCUCCGGGAGGCCGGCUUGCCACCCAACAUAAUCCAGUUUGUGCCAGCUGAUGGGCCAACAUUCGGGGACACAGUCACCAGCUCAGAGCACCUUUGUGGCAUCAACUUCACAGGCAGUGUGCCCACCUUCAAACACCUUUGGAAGCAGGUGGCCCAGAAUUUGGACCGUUUCCGUACCUUCCCACGCCUGACUGGAGAGUGUGGCGGGAAGAAUUUCCAUUUCGUGCACAACUCAGCCGACGUGGACAGCGUAGUGAGUGGGACGGUGCGCUCGGCCUUCGAAUAUGGUGGUCAGAAGUGCUCAGCCUGCUCGCGCCUCUACGUGCCACAGUCUCUGUGGCCACAGAUCAAAGGGCGACUUCUGGAGGAGCACAGCAGGAUCAAAGUGGGCGAUCCUGCAGAGGACUUUGGGACCUUCUUCUCUGCAGUGAUUGAUGCCAAGGCCUUUGCCCGCAUCAAGAAGUGGCUGGAGCAUGCGCGUUCCUCGCCCAGCCUCAGUGUCCUGGCAGGGGGCCAGUGCAACGAGUCGGUGGGUUACUAUGUGGAGCCAUGUAUUAUUGAGACCAAGGACCCACAGGAGCCCAUCAUGAAGGAGGAGAUCUUUGGUCCUGUGCUGACAGUGUAUGUGUACCCAGAUGACAAGUACAGAGAGACGCUGCAGCUGGUCGACAGCACCACCAGCUAUGGCCUCACGGGGGCAGUGUUCGCUCAGGAUAAGGCAAUUGUCCAGGAGGCCACGAGGAUGCUGAGGAAUGCUGCUGGCAACUUCUAUAUCAAUGACAAGUCUACUGGGUCCGUGGUGGGCCAGCAGCCUUUCGGGGGUGCCCGGGCCUCUGGAACCAAUGACAAAGCAGGAGGCCCUCACUACAUCCUGCGCUGGACAUCGCCCCAGGUCAUCAAGGAAACUCAUCAGCCCCUGGGGGACUGGCGAUACUCCUACAUGCAGUGAGCUCUGCUCAGCACCUGUGCCAUCCACCUGUCUGUCCAUCCAGAUGACUGACAUCCGUGCACUGACCCCCGGCUCCCGACCAGCUCCUCCUGGACUCCUUACAGCUUGAGCUUGACCCUGUCCCAGUCAUUGGGCUAUAUCCUGACCCUUCCUUAUUUGGUGUCAGGUACCCAAGCUUUGGCUUUGGGUCAUCCUGGGAAGGGAGAGCCAAUUUACCCAGAAAUCUCAUCUGCUAUGGAACACCCUGGUGCCUGGCAAGUUCUUCACCUAUCUGCUUCACUCUCCUCAUCCCAGGCCCAGCGGCUCAGAGAUUCUCAGAAGAAAAAGACACUCGGGACCCUGUGGGGAAAGGAGACAGCUCUGGUGCCCUGCAGGCUCAUCACUCAGACUCCUGAUCUUGGCCUUGACUCCUGCACAUACCCAGUGAGAUAGGACCUCAGUCAGGCUACAGGGGUACUGGCUGGCUUUGCCCUCAGUCUGCUAGAUCCUCCUGCAGGCACUUGUGCCUAGCCAUAUGCCUUAGACCCAUGUGCCUUCCUCUAGAAUGCCUGGGUGUCCCUGAGCCUUCGUCUCUCUUUGCCAUCUCCUGGGAGUGGUUGUCUGGAAAACCUGGAGGUAGGCCUCCAUUUCAUACUCUUGACAGAGUGGCCAGCCCAAUGGUGGCCAGAGUGAGUUCCUACUUGGGUCCUGGAUGAUGGAAUGUUGUUUUCAGUAGUUUGAGAGUGGGCAGAGUUCCCCUUCAAGGACAUUUGUCAGUGGCCACCCAGGUCACCAUCCAUCAUCCAUACUCAAGGGCAGGUACCUGAGCACUGCUUCCGGUCUGUUGUUUUCCAGGGAGCAGGGCUGGGCUGUAAGUGUCUCAACUCUGCUGGUUCUGUAUGGUGAGGGGUGGGGCACACUUACUGCCACCCAAGAAAAUGCCAGCUGCCAAAUCAAAGUUGUGGUUGUGGCGGGAGAUGAGAGGAUGGCUAGCUUCUCUUUCCAAAUGUAACGUAUUGCCAGCAUCUUGUCAUAUGGUGCAGUUGGAUGCCCUUGGUGGGAUGAGGGGUUUCUGAGGCUGGGGAGUCCCUGGAGGUAGUAGUGACUCUGGACCCUGAUGGUUGGGCUAGACCUUGGCUCUCUGUCUCCUACCAAGGUGCUCACCAAAAAUUAUGCAAAUUCCCCAACCUUCCAUCCCUCCAGCUCUAAAUGUCUGUGAUUCCCUCAUGUACACAAAGGAUCAAGUGAGCUAGUCCAUGUGGAUUCCAGACAGCGUUAAGACAAGCUAUCAGAAAUGUCACCUGUUUACCCCGUUAUACCACUGUCACUGUGUACUGCUGUGGUUUAUCUUAUGUGUCAAUUUUGCUGGGCCAUAGUAUAGUGCCCAGAGACCUGGUCAACCACUGAGGAAGUUUCUGUGAAUGUGUCCUUUGGAGAAGACUUAAGAUUUAAAUAAGUAGGCUUUUACAUUUUUAUUAUGUGUGUUUGUGUGUUUGUAUGUACACAUGUGUGUACUGGUGCCCACAGAGGCCAGAAGGGGAGGAUUAAAACAGCUGGGAAUGGUGUUAUA